AUGGGCGACGAUGGACGUCAAUCGCCACAGGACACGUACGAAGAGUUACACGAGGAAGAGGUGUUUGCGGAGAAAAUGGCAUCGGGACAAUCCGAAUCAAUUCCAUUGGAUCGACGCGAUCUACGGAGCGUUCUGGACGCUAUCAGGUCGGAAAACCAGUUUCCUUCAACCUCUUCUGCAUCUACCUUCAAGCGUGAAAGACAGGAGUACUCCCGCCGCAUUGCUCGGAUUACAGGUGAAGGCGAUUAUCCAACGAUGGCGCUCACAGCGGAGCUGCAAGAAGCCUUGGACGAAUUGGACCGCAUGGCCGCAACUUUCUAUGCAAUGCGCCAUCCGAUGCUGGCUGACGGUGGGUUUGCAAUUACCAAUGAUGCUUCAUAUUCAUAA
This is a messenger RNA of Cylicocyclus nassatus, 387 nucleotides long. The record is from the annotation of a GenBank genome assembly. NCBI's taxonomy places the organism in Eukaryota, Metazoa, Nematoda, Chromadorea, Rhabditida, Strongylidae.